UUGACACGCACACUGUACAUUGGUACCAUAUAACAUAUGGAGACACAGAGCCAGAAAUGGCUUCUCAUCUCUCCCUCUCGAUCAUAUUCCUCAUCUUCUCCAGACUCUCAGGUGCUUAUCGUGUGUCUGUGAAGACAGGAGGCUCCAUCACCAUCCCAUGUCCCUAUAAUCUGAGAUACAAAACACAUGUGAAAUACUUGUGUAAAGUAGAUUAUUUGCAUAGAUGCUCCCCUGAUGUACAUUCUAAGAGCAUAAAUAAGGCCUCAAUCUCUCAUUACAUCAACAAGCAAACCUUCACUGUUACCAUGACUGAUCUGACGACAGAGGAUUCUGGACGUUACCGAUGUGUUGUGGAGAUCAAUGGUGGAAUAGAUGUCAUUAUAAAAAGAUUCCAACUAUCUGUCAUUCCAGGUACUCCAGAACUCUAUGUGGACCAACAGGAGGUGACUGGAGUUGAAGGAGGGAGUGUCAUUGUAAAUUGUUACUAUAGUGUCACUGUAAAUAUUAAGUGGUGCAGGAUUGGUGGCAGUGUCUCCUGUAUGGAUGGUAAUUCUGGGACUAUAAGUGAAACAUCAGUGACCCUACAGCAGACCACUGAUGCCACCAGAGGAAAUGUCUUAACGGUGACUAUGAGUGGACUGAAGAUGGAGAACACUGGCUGGUACAGGUGUGGAGUGGGAGACCUUAUGAUGCCUGUUCACAUCACUGUCAGACAACAAACCACCACGCAAAGUACCACCACUAUGACCACAACCCAAGCUCCAACCACUGAACAAUCCUCUUUCUCUCCAACUGCUGAGCCUGUUCAGACUGACAACACAGUCCAAGGACCUGAGGGGGGCAAGGAGAAGGACACCAUGAGUUCCAUAGAUCUAAAUGUCCUACUGAUUCCUCUGGGAAUGUUGGUGGUGGUGAUAUCUGGUGUUCUAGUCACAUGGAAGAUGUGGAGAAAGUAUAAGGACAAUAAGGCCAUGGACCAGACAACAAACACCUCAGUGGACCCAUUUCAUGCCGAUGAUGAUGGUGAUGUGACAUACAGCACUGUUGUUCCCAAGAGGAGGAACCAGCUAAAUCUACAGACCAAGGGACAACCAUAUGAUGUGGUCUACAGCUCACUAGUCCUACACCCCACAGAGGGCAGGAACACAGCAGUGACUGACUGAGUGAAGAUCUUGGUCCUAAAGAGCCCUUAUCCUGGAAAGACAGACCAUUCCCCCUCCUGUGUCACAACAUGAGUCAUGACCAUCCAUCUGCCUCCAAUAUGCUACUGCCCACACCUCCUAACCCACCUGUCUCCUUGUGUCCAUAAUCUACUGAAGACAGUCUACUGUGCUCGUAUUGAUUAGCCCUUUUCGAUGCCCUUUUCCCUUGUAACUGAUCAUGAUCAAAUGUGUAUAUUAAAUGUACAAAAUAAAUAGCUGUCGCUGAAUGCAAAAUG
Molecule: messenger RNA, 1438 nt
Organism: Oncorhynchus nerka (sockeye salmon)
Lineage: Eukaryota; Metazoa; Chordata; Actinopteri; Salmoniformes; Salmonidae
Product: polymeric immunoglobulin receptor-like
Exons: 9
Coding region: 57-1163 (368 amino acids)
Cellular component (GO): plasma membrane
Molecular function (GO): transmembrane signaling receptor activity
Source: RefSeq, a predicted model, not a curated record